UCCAUUGAACGCUGCCUCACGUCGGAAACGUGACUGCUUGUAAUUAUCAUUAAGUAUGGAGAGCUAUCGCACGGAGGAGACGAUAGCGCGAAAUAAUAAAGCGGUAGAUGCGUUUCGAGUACCCAAGAUCCUCAAUACGAAGGUAGAGCCGCUGUUCUCUUUGCCGCCGGAGUUGAUGGGCACUAAGAGAUACAAGAGAAAAGGAGGCGGCGAGCUAAUUAAACGAAAAGAAAAGGCGCAGAGAGUCCACGGGAGUCUUUACACCGCGGAGCGCCUUCGCAAGGAGAACUUUCGCAGAUUUAUGGUGGGUUUAAUAGCGAAACCAGAGUUACCGGCGAUGGGCGUGGAUCUGAGUGACGAUAAAGACGUCAAUCGUUAUUAUUAUUACAUCUGCAACGGCGUCGACACGAUUCACACGGCGAGCAUCGGCCAAGACUACCUCGACGCGAUACUCGGCUUGGUCCCCGGCAAUUUGCGUGAACGAUUUCCCGAUUUCACCGAUAAUUUGAUGACCGAGAUCAAGGAGGAUUUCACGAGAAAUAUCAAGAAGGCCAUUGUCGAGUUCGCGCUCGCCGAUCCUUUCGAGAGUUAUCCACCCGAGGUAACGGAGCGCGUUCGGUCGGAUUUGCGAGGACACAUACGGCGCUGUCGCGAGGUCCUGCGAGCCGAUUUGCACUUGCUCAAUCCGUGCAUGCGAAUGACCCUGGAGCAUUGGGUGCGCGAUUACAGCGAAUUCCGUCUGAUCAACAUGAAGCGCAUCGGCGCGCACGAGGGAAGCUGGGACUUGGCGGACUUCAACAGCUCGAUCGUCCGUCAGAUCGUCGACAAUCGGCAAGUCCUCAGCAAGUUCUGGUACAUCGGAAUCCAAGAGAUAUUCCUCGCGAACAACAGGAAGAAUCUGGUGCCCAGCCCGUUGCGACGCAAGCAAUUUAAAAAAUUCUUCGAUUGCACCGCCCGCCUGAUGGAGUCGCAGCUUUUAAACGCCUGCAAGUACUCCCUUCGGGAUUUCGUCGAUUAUGUCGUGCACGGUAAGCCGGCGGUCUGCAGCUUCAGGCUGAACAUCCUCGUCGUCUCCAGUGAGAUUGUCUUCGAGCCGUCCUUCGACAAAUUGAAAGAGUCGCUCUGCAACAUUCUCGAGAUGAUAUGCGACGCGACGAGGAAUUUCGAGAGACUGGAGACGCAGCUCUACCUCGACUGGGCAGGCCCGCAAGAAUUCCUCAAGCCGAAGAUCUCGCAGCCCAUCGUGGAGCGCCUCAAGACGCAGAUACGAGAGCUGAUCGACCACGAGAGGAUAAUCCCGGAGCAGAAGAUGGCCGAGCUGAAGAAGUACGCGCCUCUCUACAACGGCGAGGAACUGGCUCGGGUGGAGGUUUUCGUGCGGGACGAGAGUAAAAAACUGGACGAGUUCGACGAGCAGAUUAAGCGCUAUCACGAGUUGGCCAGCCGAAUCGCGACGGACGUCGAGAGGACGAUGUUUGUCGGCUUCUUCGAGAUCUCCCACGCGCCCUUCGUCGUCACCGUCACCGGCAAUGUCGAGCACUUCAAAGGACUGUUGCUUCGUCAUCUGGUCGACAAGUAUCAGGCCACCGCCAUGGGCGUUGUAGCGGAAUAUGAAGCCAUAGUCCAGCGAGCCUUGACCCCCCCUCUCAAUACCGCGGCUCUGAUGGAGCUUACCAGGUUCGCGCGGACGAUCAGCGACGUCACGAUGAAGAGCCUGGAGCUCAAGCUGGUGGACACCAUCAUGCACGUCGUGUUUCUGUCGGAUUACUGGCUGCUCACGGACAGCGAGAUAAGUAUCAACAGCAGGGCCUUCCAACUGUACCACAGGAUGCCCCAGGUCUUCGAGGACAAUCGGGUCAUCAUUGAAACGAAGACGUUGGAGUUUCAAGAAGCGUUGAGAGUCCGAUACCAAAAGUUUGCGGAGGAAUUGGAUUCCUACCAGAAACAGGUGGAAGAGAUGCAAUACUGGGGCGACAUCGACGAGAUAUAUCGUUACCAGCGCAAAGCGCAGCUCCUGGAGGAGAGAUUGAUCAUGGCGAUGGAUAAGAUCGAUAAGUUCAACGCGGAGGAGGCCGCCUUCGGUUGGGAGAUCACGCAGUAUCCUCUGCGAAAGCGAAUUGCGGACCGUCUGCAGCCGUUCAAGAAGCUUUUCGACAGCGCCUGCGAGUUUCUCACGAAGCACGACAAGUGGAUAAACAGCAUGGUCGGCAUGUAUCGCCCGGAGGACAUCGACAAUGACGUGGGAAACUUUUACAGGAUGAUCUACAAGCUGGAGAAAGGAUUCCAGGAACCGGACGUGCGGGACUUGGCGCUCAUGGUUCGCGAGAGGAUCGAGGACUUUCGGCAGUACAUGCCGGUGGUGAUGACGCUGGGUAAUCCCGGCAUGAAGUCGCGGCACUGGGAGGAGGUCUCAGCGAUCGUGGGCAUUCCCAUCAAGUUCGACCCCGACUUGACCUUGGGCAAGGUACUGAGCAUGGAGUUGGAGGCGUACAUCUCUCAGUUCGAGGGUAUCUCCGAGAACGCGACGAAGGAGAGCGCUGUGGAGAACGCCAUCGACAAAAUGCAGAGAGAAUGGACCGACCUGGUCUUCACGGUGAAUCUCUACAAGGACACCGACACUUUCGUCAUCGCCGGCGUCGACGACAUACAGCUUCUGCUCGACGAUCACAUCAUGAAGGCCGUGACCAUUAAGAACUCGCCGUACAUCAAGCCCUUUGAGGCCAGAAUUAUCAAAUGGGAGAAGACGUUGCUCUUGCUGCAGGACAUCCUGGACCAAUGGCUGAAGGUCCAGGGUGUCUGGAUGUACCUCGAGCCGAUUUUCACUUCGCCGGACAUUCAGCAACAAAUGCCCGAGGAGGGAAGAAAGUUCUCCACGGUCGACAAGAUAUGGCGGGACAUCAUGAAGAACGUCCAAAGCGAUCCGCGCGUUCUCAUAGUCGUCGAGAUCGACAAGAUGCUGGAACGACUGAGGAAGAGCUUCGUGCUCUUGGAGCAGAUCCAGCUGGGCCUGAACGAUUACCUGGAGAAAAAGAGACUUUACUUCCCCAGAUUCUUCUUCCUUUCCAACGAUGAGCUGCUGGAGAUCCUGUCCGAGACAAAGGAUCCGACACGGGUGCAACCGCAUCUGAAGAAAUGCUUCGAGGGCAUAGCGCGAUUGAGGUUCAACGAGGACCUCGAGGUGCUGUCGAUGCAGUCGUCGGAAGGCGAGAUGGUCGAUCUGACGGAGAUCAUAUCGACCACCGCCGCCAGAGGACAAGUAGAGAAGUGGCUGGUCGAGCUCGAGACGGAGAUGCGGAAGAGCGUGCGACACGCCGUGAUCCAGGCGAUACUAGCAUAUCACACGAAGGAAAGGACCACCUGGGUGCUGGAAUGGCCCGGCCAGACUGUCCUCUGCAUAGGUCAGAUGUAUUGGACGCAACAGGUCGAGGAAGCCAUGUCUAAGGGGAUCGAAGGCUUGAAGAGAUAUUUGGAUCAGUCCCAGCAGGAACUGAAUAACAUUAUCCUGCUGAUCCGAGGGGAACUCUCGAAGCAGAACCGCACCACUCUGGAGGCUUUGGUCACGCUGGACGUACACAGCAAGGACGUCCUCGAGGCAUUAUACAAGGACGGAGUGGUGAAGAAUACCGACUUCCAAUGGCUAUGUCAACUGAGAUACUACUGGCUGGAGGACAACAUGCGGGCGUACAUGAUCAACUCUUAUCAACGCUACGGUUACGAGUACCUCGGCAACACGACUCGCCUGGUGAUCACUCCGCUGACCGAUCGAUGCUACCGUACUCUCUUCGGCGCGCUCAGCCUUCACCUGGGUGGCGCACCCGAGGGCCCGGCCGGUACCGGCAAAACGGAGACGACGAAGGACCUCGCGAAGGCAGUGGCGAAACAGUGCGUCGUCUUCAACUGCUCCGAAGGCCUCGACUACCUCGCGCUCGGCAAGUUCUUCAAAGGACUCGCCUCUUGCGGCGCCUGGUCCUGUUUCGACGAGUUCAACCGCAUCGACCUGGAGGUCCUAUCGGUCGUGGCCCAGCAGAUCCUCACGAUCCAGCGCGGCAUCAACGCCGGCAUCGAGAAGAUGAUCUUCGAGGGUACGGAGAUCUACUUGGACCCCACUUGCGCCAUCUUCAUCACCAUGAACCCCGGCUACGCCGGUAGGUCGGAGCUACCGGACAAUCUCAAGGCUCUCUUCCGACCGGUCGCCAUGAUGGUGCCCGAUUACGCGCUCAUCGCGGAGAACACUCUGUACUCGUACGGUUUCUACAACGGCCGACCUUUGGCCGUGAAGAUCGUCACCGCCUAUAAGCUGUGCUCGGAGCAGCUCAGCAGUCAGCAUCACUACGAUUACGGCAUGAGGGCCGUCAAGUCUGUCCUCAUCGCAGCUGGCAAUCUCAAGCUGCGCUACCCCAACGAGUCCGAGGAUAUUCUCAUGUUGAGGAGUAUCAUGGACGUCAACCUGCCUAAGUUCUUGCUCCACGACCUGCCGCUGUUCGAAGGCAUAGCCUCGGAUCUGUUCCCUGGCGUGGUCCUGCCGACGCCGGACUAUACGCACAUCAACGUCUGCACGCAGGAAGCCUGUGCCGCGACGAAUCUGCAGUGCACGGACUUCUUCCUGGAGAAGAUCCAGCAGAUCUACGAGAUGAUGAUCGUGCGACACGGCUUUAUGCUCGUCGGAUUGCCGUUCGGCGGCAAGACUUCAGCGUACAGGACGCUGGCGGAAUGCCUCAGCCUGCUGGAGAGCAGGCAACUGAUGAGCGAGCAUCGGGUGGAGAUCAGCGUGAUCAAUCCCAAGGCUGUCACCAUGGGCCAGCUGUACGGCCAGUUCGACCCCGCGUCGCACGAGUGGAGCGACGGGAUCCUGGCGGUGUCUUAUCGCGCCUUCGCGACCUCCACUAAUCUCAACAGGAAGUGGCUCGUCUUCGACGGGCCCGUAGACGCCAUUUGGAUCGAGAAUAUGAACACGGUGCUAGACGACAACAAGAAGCUUUGCCUCACCUCCGGAGAGAUCAUUCAGCUAGCGCCCACGACGAGCUUGAUCUUUGAACCGAUGGAUCUGGAGGUCGCGUCGCCCGCCACGGUGUCGCGAUGCGGCAUGAUCUACAUGGAGCCGGCGAGCCUUGGCUGGACACCGCUCUUGCUCUCGUGGCUGAACACGUUGCCGGCUACUCUGGACGAGAAUAUCAAGGGCGACUUGAAGGAGAUGUACCUACGAUUUUGCCCGCCUCUGCUGCAUCUAAUACGCCGCUGUGGCGCGAAGGAAAUUAUAACGAUGCCGGAUGCCAAUCUGACGCGCUCGGUAAUGUACCUGUACGACUGCUUCCUGGACGAUUAUCACGACGAGAAGUACGUAGGCGCGCUGUCGGAUUUCAAUAUGAGAGCUCAAGUGGAGGGCUGCUUCUUCUUCUCCUGUAUUUGGGCCAUGGGCGGCACACUGAUGGCCAACUACCGCGAGUGGUUCAACGUGCUGUUCCGAGCGCUGCUGGCUGAUCAGUUCCCGAAGGCUGUGCGGGCACGCUUCGACAUCCCGCUGGAAAUCAGUGACCCGAAGCGGCCCUACGCGGUUCCUCUGCCGCUCGCUGGCUCCGUCUUCGACUAUAAAUUCAUCAAGGAGGGUAGGGGCAAGUGGACGCCGUGGUUGGGUGACCUCAAAGACGUUCCGCCGAUCCCCAGAGAUAUGCCGGUGAAUCAGAUCAUCGUCUCCACGGUGGAGACCGUUCGGUACUUUCAUCUUUUCCACUACCUCGUCACUCAUCACAAGCCGGUCCUCUUGGUCGGGCCGACCGGCACCGGCAAGUCCGUUUACAUCAUGGAAUACUUGCUGAAGAGGACCAACCCCGAGAUCUUUAAGCCGCUCUUCGUGAUAUUCUCGGCGCAGACCACGGCCAAUCAGACACAGGAUAUUAUUAUGAGCAAACUGGACCGCAGGAGAAAAGGUCUCUACGGUGCUCCGCCCGGCAAGCACUGGGUGAUCUUCGUGGACGACCUGUCCAUGCCGCAGAAGGAGGAAUACGGCGCGCAGCCGCCGAUUGAGCUCCUGCGGCAAUGGCUGGACCAUCACAUGUGGUACGACCGGAAGGAGAUAAUGCCGUUGAAGCUGGUGGACAUGCAGCUCAUGUGCGCGAUGGGGCCGCCCGCGAGCGGGCUGGACGUCACGCCGCGUUUCAAGCGGCACUUCUUCACCCUCGGCAUCUCCGAGUUCGAGGACGACGUGCUGAUCACUAUUUUCGGCAGGAUCGCUGCCUGGUAUUUUGUCACCCGCGACUUCCCGGACUUCUUCGGACCGUACGUGGAACACAUGGUCUACGCAACUCUCGACGUGUACAAAGAGACUAGGAAGAACCUGCUGCCGACCCCCGCCAAGUCGCACUACCUGUUCAAUCUGCGGGACUUCUCCAGGGUCAUCCAAGGGGUGCUGCUCUCCACUCCCGAGGGCAUCCCCGAUCUGAGCGGCAUGAAGCGUUUGUGGGUCCACGAGGUCCUUCGCGUUUACGGCGACCGACUGAUCGACGAGACCGACAACAAGUGGUUGGUGGAGCAGCUUCGGAAAACCAUGAGGGAACGUAUGCAAGGCGACAUGGACCAGCUAUUCGCGGACUUGCUGGAUGAAUCUAGUGUGCGACUGACCGAGGUGCACCUGCGAAACCUCAUCUACUGCGACUUCCACGACCCGAUGGCGGAUCAAAAGGUGUACAUUGAGAUCCAGGACUGGGAUGCGCUCGCUACAGCGGUCGAGGAAUAUCUUGUGGAAUACAAUUCGAUCUCGAAGACGCCCAUGGAUCUGGUACUCUUCAGAUUCGCGAUAGAGCAUCUCUCGAGGAUCUGCCGAGUGCUGAUGCAGCCACGAAGCCACGCUCUCCUGGUCGGCAUGGGUGGUUCAGGUCGACAGUCCUUGACGAAACUGGCGUCUCACAUAUCCGACUACGAGCUCUUCCAGGUCCAAAUGACCCAGCUGUAUGGCAUUCACGAGUGGCGCGACGACCUCAAGACCAUCCUGCGGAAGAGCGCAGCGAGCGAUUUGCACACAGUCUUUCUCUUUAUGGACACACAGAUUAAAGAAGAGACUUUCCUGGAGGAUGUCAGCAACCUUCUCAAUUCUGGCGAGGUGCCGAAUCUCUUCGCGGCCGACGAGAAGAUCGAGAUUUGCGAGCAAAUGCGAGUCAUCGAUCGGCAGAGAGACAAAUCCAUGCAGACGGACGGCAGCCCGAUCGCGCUCUUCAACUUCUUCGUGCAGACAGUGCGCGAGCACCUGCAUGUGGUGCUGACGAUGUCGCCGAUCGGUGACAACUUCCGCACGCGGAUCCGCAAGUUUCCCGCCCUGGUAAACUGCUGUACCAUCGACUGGCUGCAGCCGUGGCCGGAGGACGCGCUACUCGCGGUGGCGACCAAGUUCCUGGAUGCGAUCGACAUGCCGACGGAGGAGCGUCAGGCCUGUAUCGAGAUGUGCCAGUAUUUCCACACGUCCACGCAGGACCUCACGAAGGAUUUCUGCAGGAUGUUGAAUCGUUACAAUUAUGUCACCCCGACGUCCUACCUCGAGCUCAUCAAUACUUUCAAGGAUCUGUUGAACCGCAAGAGGAAGGAGGUUCUGGACGGCAAGAAGCGCUAUGAGGGCGGACUCGACAGGCUGGACAGCACGCAUAAACAGGUGGAAAGGAUGCAGGAGAUCCUGGUGGCCCUGCAGCCGAAGUUGUUGGUGGCCGCGAAGGACGUGGAGGGUAUGCUAUUGGAUGUGCAGCAUGAGAGCGAGGAAGCCAGCGCUAUCGAGCAGGUCGUUAAGAAGGACGAAGAGGCCGCUCUGGUCGUCGCGGCGGAAGCCGAUGCAAUCCGCGCCGAGUGCGACGCGGAUCUACAGGAAGUAAUGCCGAUACUGAACGCGGCAAACGAAGCUUUAAAUACCCUGACUCCGCAGGACAUCCAGAUCGUGAAGUCCAUGAAGCGCCCGCCAGCCGGCGUGCGAUUGGUUAUGGAAGCAGUCUGCAUAUUGAAAGAUGUGAAACCGGAGAAAGUCCAAACCCUGGAGGGUGCGGUGGACGACUACUGGAAGCCGUCUUUGCGUAUGCUAGGCGACAUGCACUUUCUAGAGUCUCUGCUCACCUAUGACAAGGAUAACAUCCCGGAGAGGAUUAUGACGAAGAUCCGCACAACGAUCCUGACGAACCCAAACUUCGACCCAGAGCGCAUCAGGACUGUGUCGACCGCCUGCGAGGGUCUCUGUCGUUGGGUGUUUGCCUUGUCGGAAUACGACAAGGUUGCCAAGGUGGUAGCGCCUAAGAGACAGGCUCUGGCGCAAGCUGACGCUGACUACACCUCCGCGAUGGAGCAGCUGAAUCUGAAGAGGAGCCAACUGCAAGAGGUGCAGGACAGACUGGCCAAUCUCGAGACUCUGUUAGCUCAACGGAAGGCGGACUAUCAGGCGAUGACCGACGAGGUGAAGGACUGCGAAGAGAAGUUGAGGAGAGCCAAGGAGCUGAUCAAUAGACUUGGUGGCGAGUACACCAGAUGGUCGGAGAACGCCAAGUCGCUCGGUGAAAAGUACUUCAAGUUAACAGGCGACAUCCUCAUUAGUUCGGGGGUGGUGGCUUAUUUGGGCGUGUUCACGACGCAAUUCCGGCAGCAGCAGGUAGACAACUGGGUGGCGUUCUGCACGAGUUUGAACGUCGUUUGCACUCAAGACUAUCAGCUAACCCAGGUGCUAGGCGAGCCGGUGCUCAUCAGGUCCUGGAACAUAUUCGGUCUACCGAGCGACCUCUUCUCCAUCGACAACGCUAUCAUUGUCACGAAAUCGCGCCGAUGGCCGCUCAUGAUCGACCCGCAGGGCCAGGCGAACAAGUGGGUGAAGAACAUGGAGAAGGCGUUCAACUUGAACGUCAUCAAGCUUACCCAGCUGGACUACAUAAGGAUCUUGGAGAACGCCGUGCAGUUCGGACAGCCGGUGCUGCUGGAGAACAUCGGCGAGGAGCUGGACGCGGCCCUGGAGCCGUUGCUGAUGAAGCAGACCUUCCGGUCCGGCGGUACGCUCUGCAUCAAGAUCGGCGACAGUGUCAUCGAGUAUUCCGACAAGUUUCGCUUUUACAUCACUACGAAACUGCGAAAUCCGCAUUAUCUGCCGGAAGUGGUGGUGAAGGUGACGUUGCUGAACUUCAUGAUCACUCCAGUCGGUCUGGACGAUCAGCUUCUGGGCAUAGUCGUCGCUAAGGAACGACCCGAUCUGGAAGCCGAGAAGAAUCAGCUGAUCGUGCAGGGAGCGGAGAAUAAAAAGAUGUUACAAGAGAUAGAGAAUAAGAUCCUGGAGGUGCUGUCGAGUUCUGAGGAGAAUAUACUCGAGGACGAAACCGCCAUUGCCGUGUUAAGCUCCUCAAAGACUCUGUCCAACGAGAUUCAAGCUAAGCAGACCGCCGCCGAGGUCACCGAGAAGUCUAUCGACGCGGCGAGAUUGCAGUAUACGCCGAUCGCAGUCUACAGCACGGUUCUGUUCUUCACGAUCGCCAUGUUGGCGAACAUCGACCCGAUGUACCAAUACUCCCUCGCCUGGUUCGUCAAUCUCUUCAAGAAUACGAUCGAAAAUACGCCGCGCGCGGAGGACAUAAAGCAACGUUUGGAGGACCUCACCAAGUACUUCACCUACUCACUAUAUGUGAACAUAUGCCGCUCGCUCUUCGAGAAGGACAAGCUGCUCUUCUCGAUCCUGUUGUCGGCGAAUUUGCUGAACAAGCAGGGCGAGCUCUCGAUGGCCCAAUGGAUGUUCCUGCUGACCGGCGGCGUCGGCCUCGAGAAUCCCUUCGUCAAUCCCACCGAUUGGCUGCCGUCGCGGUCCUGGGACGAGUUGUGUCGACUGGACGGCGUGCCGGGAUUUACGGGGAUAAAAGACAGCUGCACGACAAACGUCGGCGAAUGGAAGAAGGUAUUUGACCACAAGGAGCCUCACACCCUGCUCUUCCCCGCGCCUUGGAACCGACUCGGCAACUUCGAAAGGAUGCUGGUGCUUCGUUGCAUUCGUCCCGACAAAGUCAUGUCGGCGGCGCAAUUAUUCGUCGAAGAGCAAUUGGGCCGCCAGUUCAUCGAGCCGCCGCCCUUCGACCUGCCGGCCUCCUACGCGGAUUCCAACUCCUGCGUGCCGCUCAUAUUCGUCCUGACGCCCGGCGCCGACCCCAUGGCGAUCCUGCUGAAAUUCGCCGACGACCAAGGCUUCGGCGCCAGCAGGCUCUUCUCUUUGUCCCUGGGUCAGGGCCAAGGAGUCAUCGCCGCCGGCCUCAUUGACGAAGGCGUGAAGAACGGCACUUGGGUGGUGCUGCAGAACUGCCAUGUCGCCAAGAGCUUCAUGCCGGUCAUGGAAAAGAUCUGCGACAAUUUCACGCCGAACACGGUGCAUCCUGACUUCCGACUCUGGCUGACGAGCUACCCGUUCGAGCACUUCCCAGUCAGCGUCCUCCAGAACGGCGUGAAGAUGACGAAUGAACCGCCCAAAGGACUGCGCGCGAAUAUCAUGCGAUCUUUCUUGCAGGAUCCGAUAUGCGAGCCCGAGUUUUUCGACACGUCGUCGCAGAAGUGGACCUUCAAGAAGCUGCUCUUCUCGCUCUGCUUCUUUCACGCAGUGGUGCAGGAGCGCCGGAAAUUCGGGCCGAUCGGCUGGAACAAUCAGUACGAAUUCAACGAGACGGAUUUGCGUAUCAGCGCGCUGCAGCUCAAGAUCUUCCUCGACCAGUACGACGAUGUUCAAUACAUCGCGCUCAAGUAUCUGACGGGCGAAUGCAACUACGGCGGCCGCGUAACCGACGAGUGGGACCGACGAACUUUGAACUCGAUCUUGGAGCGGUUCUAUCGCAAGGAGGUCGUGGUCGACGAGAAAUACCCGUUCGACCCGAGCGGCCGGUAUUACGUACCGCCAGUUAGCGAAUAUAGUCUGUUCUUGGACUACGUGAAGGAAUUGCCGAUGACCACCGCGCCCAGCGUCUUCGGUAUGCACGAGAACGCCGACAUUAUCAAGGAUCAGCAGGAGUCCUACUUGAUGCUGUCCUCCAUUCUGCUCACACAGGAUGCCGGCCAUGCCGAGAUGGAGCCGGGCGCGAAGGCCCCGGAAGAGGUCGUCUACGACAUCGCGUCCGAUAUCCUGUCCAAGUUGCCACAGGAUUACGACCUAGUGGCCGCGUUGGAGCGAUACCCUACGCGCUACGAGCAGAGCAUGAACACCGUGCUGGUGCAGGAGAUGGGCAGGUUCAACAAGCUCCUGCAGACCAUCAGGGACAGCCUGGUGAACUUGCGGAAGGCGAUCCGAGGUCUGGUGAUCAUGAACCCUGAUCUCGAAGAGGUCUACUCGUCGAUAAUCACCGGCAAGAUACCGAAAUUGUGGAUGCGUAGCUCUUACCCGUCCCUGAAACCGCUCGGAAGCUACAUACAGGAUUUCCUGCGGAGACUGAAUUUCCUGCAGACCUGGUACGAGGAUGGAGCUCCCACGUCCUUCUGGAUCUCCGGCUUUUACUUCACCCAGGCGUUCCUGACCGGCGCCCGGCAGAACUACGCGCGGAAAUAUUCCAUCCCCAUCGACCUGCUGAUCUACGAUUUCUUCGCCCUAAAAGACACCGUUCACGCGAGACCGCCGGACGACGGCGUCUACGUCUACGGGCUGUUUCUCGACGGGGCCCGCUUCGAUAUGGACACGAUGAGGCUCGACGAGUCUUUGCCGAAGAUUCUCUACGACACCGUGCCCCAUCUCUGGCUGAUGCCGGUGACGAAGGAUCAGCUGCAACAGAGGAAGACGUACACAUGUCCCGUCUACAAGACGAGCGAGAGGAAAGGCAUCCUGUCCACCACCGGCCAUUCCACCAACUUUGUCAUCGCGAUUUGGCUGCCGACGGAGCACCCGCCGGAGCAUUGGAUUCUGCGAGGGACCGCCAUGCUCUGCCAAUUGUCGGAAUAAUAAAACUGAUCUUGGCUGAUGAGCAGAGAGGUCCUCGGAGAACCGAGGAUUUCCGAGGAAGUUACCUCCGAGGAAACUUAAUCGUAAGAUUUUCGAUGAUUCUCCUUUAUCAAUCAAGUAUGAUUCGCGAGAAUCGUUCGAAGACGGAGAGAAGAGUGGCUUUUUUGAAGCUUUGAAUGAAGCUAUUUUGAAAUGUACCUUGUGCCCCGAUUUUACAAUAUAAAAUGAAAAAAAAAAAUGGAACAUCUAAAUUAUUAUCACGACGGGAGUCAACGCAGAGAGUCGGCGUUUUUUCGCGAAAGAAGCCGGAAUUUCUGCCGACGUCGUCGUCUGAAAAUCGUCGGCAGAAUUUCGCGCGACGGAAAACGAAGAGUCGCGCGAUCGGCUCGUAAACGGCGUCAACCCUCUCGUCGUUCUAUUGACAAACAAUGCCAAAGAAGUGCGUACUAAAAGAGCGCUGCGGUAGCGAUCGGGUGGGGAGAGGAGGGAGGAGGAGACCAAAGAGAGAGAAGGAGAGCAAAUUCGACGAGAAAAUUGUCGGCGAAUUUAAUUAA
This is a messenger RNA of Harpegnathos saltator (Jerdon's jumping ant), 12459 nucleotides long. RefSeq names its product Dynein heavy chain at 36C (gene Dhc36C). The coding region runs from base 56 to 11905 and encodes 3949 amino acids. The record is from RefSeq and is a predicted model, not a curated record. Lineage: Eukaryota; Metazoa; Arthropoda; Insecta; Hymenoptera; Formicidae. Gene Ontology annotation, cellular component: dynein complex. The transcript has 38 exons. Gene Ontology annotation, molecular function: minus-end-directed microtubule motor activity; dynein intermediate chain binding; ATP binding. Gene Ontology annotation, biological process: microtubule-based movement.